AUGGAUCCAACAGACGAAGAAUUGCCUUCGAUCAAGGUGAUUAAAAACGAGGAAAGUCGCUCCAUCAUUUGGCACAAAACCCGCAACGCCUGGCAGUACGUCCACGACCACCAUCGAGAUGGUUUUGACUGGUAUUUUAAAGUCGACGACGAUGCGUACGUGGUGAUGGAGAACCUGAGGUCCCUCUUGGCUUCCAAAAACAAGGAGGAUCCCAUUGCAUUCGGACACAAGUACAAGCGCCCCAACGGCGCAUAUUUCGCUGGUGGAUCAGGUUACGUGAUGAGUCGUUCAGCCAUGAUCCGGUUCGUGACACUUGGGCUUCCUAUGAAAAACACUAGCUGUCCGGCAACAAGUAGUGAAAAUGAAGACUGGAGAAUGGGUGAAUGCCUGGAGAGCGUGGGGGUGACCUUAGGCGACGACCGAGAUUCGGAGGGCCGCUCUCGCUUCUUCCCAUUGGGAGUGGAAGGUCACAUCACCUACGCUGACGAUCCAGGCGUUGCCCCGUGGUUCGAGAAUUACACCUACUAUCCCGCCAAGCCGGGAUUUCAGUGCUGUUGGGAGGAUGUGAGGAUCUUCUGCAUGGCGCUGACGCAACCGGCCCAAAAGAAACCUCAUGCCAUUCCCCCGAAGAAGACCUGGGGAAGGAAAUGCACCCAGCUCCUCUUCGUCAGGACCGAACGAGGUUGGGAGGAUGUGAGGAUCUUCUGCAUGGCGCUGACGCAACCGGCCCAAAAGAAACCUCAUGCCAUUCCCCCGAAGAAGACCUCGGGAAGGAAAUGCACCCACCUCCUCUUCGUCAACACCGAACGAGGUGUGGUGAUGGAGAACCUGAGGUCCUUCCUGGCUUCCAAGAACAAAGAGGAUGUCGUCUCAUACGGAUACAAAUUCGAGAGGAAACGCACCAGCGCAUAUUUCUCUCGAGGAUCAGGUUAUGCGAUGAGCCGUCCGGCCAUGAUCCGGUUGGUGACGCAAGGGAUUCCCAUCGACAGCGACAGCUGUUCGGCAGGCGGUGGAAGUGAAGACUGGGAAAUGGGCGACGACCGAGACUCUGAGGGCCGCUCUUGCUUCUUCCCAUUGGGAGUGGAAGGUCACCUCAUCUUCGCUGACGAACCAGACGUUGCCCCGUGGUUCGACAAUUACACCUACUAUUCCGCCAAGCCCGGAUUUCAGUGCUGUUCUUCGACCGGAAUCUCUGCCCAUUAUGUCAAUGGGCGCCAGAUGUAUAUGCUGGAGUAUCUCAUCUACCAUCUCCGGGUUUCCGGCGUGGAUUACCCUUACUCCUCAUCCAUUACGUGA
Messenger RNA from Darwinula stevensoni, 1296 nucleotides. NCBI's taxonomy places the organism in Eukaryota, Metazoa, Arthropoda, Ostracoda, Podocopida, Darwinulidae. The record is from the annotation of a GenBank genome assembly.